This is a messenger RNA of Haliotis rufescens (red abalone), 3530 nucleotides long. RefSeq lists its product as uncharacterized. The record is from RefSeq and is a predicted model, not a curated record. The coding region runs from base 469 to 1536 and encodes 355 amino acids. NCBI's taxonomy places the organism in Eukaryota, Metazoa, Mollusca, Gastropoda, Lepetellida, Haliotidae. The transcript is spliced from 3 exons.
CUUCCGGUAUAUUACGCGUUUCAUAGAUAUUUGCACGACCAACAACUACAACGAAGUAUUUACGAUGCCUUCGACGUGCUGCUGUGUCCCGGGAUGCUGCAAUCGAGGUGGUUUGUCGUUUCCGAGAGAACCUUUGUUGCUGAAACGAUGGUUGAUUGCUAUUCGGAGGAGCGACGAAUCAAACCAAGGCAAGAUGUGGAAACCGUCACCUCACAGUGUUGUGUGUCAUUCCCACUUCAGACCGUCUGAUUUCAUUGCUGUAACUAGUUAUGGUGCUUGUUUUCCACAGAGAUGAGGCACAGAUGAUUCAAGAAUACAGGGUGUACACCUCUGAGGAAACAGAGAAAACCAGAUGCUGUACCAUCAAUCUUUCCCUGGACUGCAUCAGCCAACGCACUUGAGGCCGAUGGAGGCUUAAGGAAAUCCCGCAUUGAAAGACGUGAGAGUCAAAAGAGGACAUUUAAAGCAAUGGAUACAGAUUGUGAUAUUGAAUGUGAUAUCAGUAAGGUAGCUGGGGAGGAAAUAAUUGACAAUGUUGAGUUUGAUGACAUGAAUACCGACUUAAACAUUUGUUCUGCAGAUAGUGCAGAGGUUGAAUAUGAAAGUACAUCAGCUCAGACAGACAAAUUUCCAAUGCUUUCAAUACAAAGUAUUAUGUUUAAUGCUGCAGCAAUUUUGUUUUAUACAGGACUGUCAAACUAUACAGACUUCACCUUUGUACUUGCAAGUUUGGGUCCGUGUGCAUAUCACCUAAAUUAUUUGUACAGCAAAGUUGACAGUAUGACUAUCAGUGUGGAAAAUCAAUUGCUUUUAACACUUAUGAAACUGCGCCGACAUAAGACUAACUUUGAACUUGGUCUUCAUUUUGGAAUUUCAGAGAAAACUGUAUUAAAUGUAUGGAUCACCUGGGUAAAUUUUAUGUAUAGACAGUGGAGUGAGCUUGAUAACUGGCCAGAACGAGACUUAGUGCACUAUUUUUGUCCUUCUGAUUUCAAAUCCAAAUUUCCAUCCACACGAAUUAUCAUUGAUGGUAAUGAAUGCCCUAUCCAGAAACCAAAACGCCCCAUAGCUCAGCAGUCUACCUACUCAACGUAUAAAAAUCGAAAUACUAUCAAAAUACUUGUUGGAUCCACACCAGGUGGUCUUGUGUCGUAUGUGUCUCCUGCGUAUGGUGGCUCCACGAGUGAUCGUCAAAUAGUAGAGCGUAGUGGUUUGACAGUGAUGUGUGACCCAGGAGAUGGUAUUAUGGCCGAUAAAGGUUUCAACGUACAAGAUAUUUUUGCAUCAAAAGAUGUUACCAUUAAUAUGCCAACAUUCUUCUCAAAGAAAAACCGUAUGUCUGGCAAGACUGUUAUGCAUGAUAGGAAAAUAUCAAGCAAAAGAGUUCACAUUGAACGUAUUAUUGGUCUGGCAAAAACAUUCAAAAUACUUACUGAACCUCUUAACAGUUCAGAAACCAAAUUAGCCACAGAAAUAACCACGGUUUGCUUCAUGCUUUGUUCUUUCAAAAAGUGCAUUGUUCCCUCUACUUGCUAAUCAUAUUGGUUAGCAAAUCAUUAAAAAUAUCUUUCAUUCCAGUCGGACGUUAGUCAGACGUAGAGUAUGGAGAUUUGUUUCUAAUUUCUUUCAAAAAGGCCUGUUAUUUGCGUUUGCUACAUGAUUAAAGAUAAUUGUUGCUAAAUAUUCAUGAGGAUAAAGUUGAAUGUAACAUGUUAUCGAUUAUGUAUCAUGUUGAGACUAGAAUGGGAAUCUGUGGUCAAAAAGCAAGUUUGAAGCAAAUUUACCAUUUGUGCAGCCACAAUCAAUCAUACUCUUUUGUCAAGGUACAAACAUAAAUGUGUUAGUAUCAGAGAUUAUGAUAAUGUAAUGCUCAACUUCCUGUUCAAUGUGGUGUUAAACCCAACUCACUCACUGAAUUUGUUUUAAAUUUAUGACAUCAGUAACAUGAAUUUAAGAAUGUUGACAUUGUUUGGUGCGUACUGUUACAUUAUCCCCUGCCACAAAGUGGGAGAGACACAUUUCUUGUCUGAGCAUAAUUCGGAAACUGUUUCAUAUGUUAUUAUGAAACUUGGCACAUGUAUCAAACACAAGUUGAACUGGUGCCCUUUCCUGUUUUCCAUGGCAGCAAUUUGGAUUAAACCCAAAUACUGGUUGCUUUUAUUUCACGAACUUAAAAUCUGAAUAAGUUGAAGUGUAUAUUUCUGGAUCAUAUAUCCAUUAUAUUUUCAAUGGAUACAUGUUUACUGAGAAACAAAUUGUAAUUAAUUGUCCUAAGUUAGGAGGACCAUGUUUAAAUCUGUUACUUUGUGCAUUGUGGCUGUAAUGAGGACAAAAUUCUAAUGUGUCCCAUGGCUGUGUAUUCUUCAUAUGAUACUGGCAGCAGCUAGACCUGUCCAGAUAUUUGGCACAUCUUAGUGCUGUUGCUUCAGCUCUCUCAGAUGUUAUAAAAGGCAAUCAUGACAAGCAAGAAGUCAAUGACAAUGUUUUUUUAUCAUUCCCUCAAACAGUUCAGCUGCAGAUAAUAAUCACAUGACAGUUGUAAUUCCUCAGAUAUAGAGCUGAAGGAGUAUGCUUCAAGCAGUGAUGAUAUUUAUGAGUAUGGACACUGAAUUGUGAUUAUGUAUUGCACUGUAGCUUCAUCUAUAUUUAGAUCUUCCAACUAUUAACUACUGGAGUACUUAACAGAUGGUUGCCAUUGUCACAAAAGGAGUUAAAAGUUAAUGUCACAUCAAUACUAUUUCAGCCAUAUAGCGACGAGACCAAGUUGAUAUACACAAUUUACUCAUGAAUGCAAAGGUAUAUUUAACAAUAUCAUUUAUACAGUUUUAAAACACAGGUUAUAGGCCAUCAGAAACCAAAGCUAGGCCACCUCGCCGGGGAUCAUGGGGACUUACGGUGCCUCUGCUUCCUGCACGAUACCCCAGCAGGAUUUAUGUCAUUAACUAAGCCACUGGUGGUUGUGCUCAAUACUAGCCAGUCAGCAAUGAUGUCAGUUGAUUAUAGCAUCACAUCAAAUUUAAAAACAGGCAAUUAAUGAUUCACAUACAUAUUUAGAUUAUUUUUUUUUACAGACCAUUUUUUCUUUCAAGUAGUUGAUAAUGAGGUGCCUGGUCAUAUAGUACUGUAACAGUAAGUACGAACUGACAUCUGAGAUUGUAUUUAUUUAGACUAGUGAAUGCAUCCAUGUAUGGGACCAGUGUGUACGUUGUGAUUUUUAGAUUAUCCAACUUAUAACUACUGGAGUGAUUAAGAGAUGGUUGCCAUUGUCACAUAGUACUGUAACAGUAAGUACUAAAUGUCUUAAUAAACAUCUGAGAUUGUAUUUAUUUACACAAGUGAAUGCAUCAAUGUAUGGGACCAGAGUUCAACCUGGUUUUGUCUGAUGCAACUCUUUUCACGUCAACAUGCAUCUGGUGAAAUAUCAUCCUUAAAUGGAGCCCUGCAAGUUUUUUCAUAACUUUUUGUUUGUGAAUGUCCAUACAUGUAUAUGCAGAAUAUAAUAUGUUCAGCAUUAAACAUUGAGACUACAA